AAGGUUGAUCAUCUCAUAAAGUCACUCAACAAAGAAGCAGCAAGUGAAUGAAAGAGAUACAGUAGAGAGACUGAGGAGAAAGAAAAUGAGCGGAGCAGGGAAGACGGUGUGUGUGACCGGAGCAUCCGGUUACAUAGCUUCAUGGCUGGUUAAGCUUCUUCUACACCGCGGUUACUCUGUCAAUGCCACCGUUCGUGAUCUCAAUGAUCCUAAGAAAGUUGAGCAUUUACGCUCACUAGAUGGAGCUAAGGACCGACUUCACUUGUUUACGGUGAACCUGUUGGAAGAGGGAUCUUUUGAUGCUGUAUUGGAAAGGUGUGAAGGUGUUUUUCACAUUGCUUCUCCCUUCUUUCUCGAUAUUAAAGACCCAGAGGCUGAAUUGCUUGAUCCUGCUGUGAAAGGAACACUUAAUGUCCUCGAAUCCUGUGCAAAAUUCCCAUCAAUUAAAAGAGUAGUUCUAACAUCUUCAAUGGCCGCGAUUUCACACAAUGGCAAACCUCUAACUCCAGAAGUGGUCGUUGAUGAAACCUGGUUUACUGAUCCAAAUCUCGUUAGGGAAUCAAAGAUGUGGUACGUGCUCUCUAAGAUUUUGGCCGAGGAAGCUGCUUGGAAGUUUGUGAAAGAAAAGGGUAUUGAUAUGGUGAGUAUAAAUCCUGCAGUGGUUAUCGGACCAUUGCUGCAGCCAACACUCAACACAAGUGCUGCUGUAAUAGUGAGCUUAUUUGAUGGUUCCGAAACAUUUAAUAACAUGACUUUUGGUUGGGUACAUGUUAAAGAUGUUGCCAUGGCACAUAUAUUGGCAUUUGAAGUCCCUUCAGCUAAAGGAAGGUACUGCUUAGUCGAAAGUGUUGCACAUUAUGAUUCAGAUAUUGUUAAGGAGUUAAAAGAGCUAUAUCCAAACGCGGUACUCUUUUCAAAGUGCAAAAAAGGCAGUCCAUUGAAGCCUGUUUACCAGGUCGCGAAGGAGAAAACUCAAAGUUUGGGCAUCGAUUAUAUACCUCUUAAAACAAGCCUUAAGGAGACUGUUGAAAGCCUGAAGGAGAAGGGGUUUAUCAGCAUUUAAUUAAGUCAAUUAGAAGGGGUCUAUCAGCAUUUAAGUACUUGAUUGAUUGAUACUAAAAACCAAUAGUUAAGCUUUUGUAUUUCUGUGAGUCAUUUUGCUUAUGUAUGACUACGGCGAGAGCCAAUUUUCUUAUACAAGGAACAUGAUGUAUAUUCAAAGAAGAGUAAUAAAGGCAUAAGAGUUAUAUUUUUCCUA
Messenger RNA from Chenopodium quinoa (quinoa), 1258 nucleotides. RefSeq names its product cinnamoyl-CoA reductase 1-like. Bases 86 to 1063 code for a protein of 325 amino acids. The record is from RefSeq and is a predicted model, not a curated record. The transcript has 6 exons. Gene Ontology annotation, molecular function: oxidoreductase activity, acting on the CH-OH group of donors, NAD or NADP as acceptor. NCBI's taxonomy places the organism in Eukaryota, Viridiplantae, Streptophyta, Magnoliopsida, Caryophyllales, Amaranthaceae.